UUUUUCUUGCAAAAAGACCAAAAAGCCCUUUGUUCACAAAAUCCCUAAUCAAUACAUUCACAAUACAAAUCGAAUUGUUCAGAGAAAGAAAAGAGAGAGGGAGGCGAUCGUCGUGAACCGAUCGUCGAUUGUGAAGAAGACGAAAAAGCUUGAGGUUUUGAACCGAUCGUCGUUGCCAGUACACAAUGUAAAAGAGUUUCAUCGGUGAGAAGUUGCUGUUACGGCUUCCAGUAUGGCUGCAUUUCCUUAUUUUGAUUUAAUCAUCAACUACAAAGGAAAAGUGGGAAGAGUGUUUGAUGUGGACCCAAAUAUGUAUUGCUACAUUGAUGCCUUGAAGGAUGUAACUGCAACAGUCCUGUCUCACAUUUCUUGUAGUGAAGCAAUAGCAAUCACAUUGCAUUGUGAUAUGCCUGGUACUGACAGAAGGAGAUUAGUAGAAAAUGAUCUUGAUGUGCUAGACAUGUUUUAUGUGCAAGGAAGGAGUAAAACAAUUAACUUGUAUGUAAACAUAGAAUAUUCUAUUGGAAUGAGUGAUGGUGGACAUAAAAGUAAUGUUGGAAAUGAAAAUCAUGGAGUAGAUGCUGUAGAUGUAGAGCAAGACUACCAUACUAUAGAUGUAGAUGAAGAGUACCAUCAGGACAAUGUUUAUGGGUUUAGUGAUGAGGAUAGGGAUUGGAAUGCAACUGCUGAGGAUGAAAACCAAUCAGAUGCCAAUGAGAUUUUGAGUGAUGAUGAUAAUGAGUGCUCAAGUGAUGAUGCUGAACUUAGUGAUUACCAAUCUGGUGAUGAUGAAGUGCCAUAUUCUAGUACUGAUGAUGAUUAUGAUGAUGAAGCAGACUGUCUAGAUGAUGAAGAGAUGAGGUUUCCAGGCAUGAAGUAUGAUGGUACCUACAAUGGGAAAAGAGCCAUAUAUGAAUCAAGAUGGAGAAGUUGUGUUGGAAGAAGGGAUGAUUUUUCCAGAAGUGAAUACUUUUAG
Messenger RNA from Camellia sinensis, 976 nucleotides. The record is from RefSeq and is a predicted model, not a curated record. Lineage: Eukaryota; Viridiplantae; Streptophyta; Magnoliopsida; Ericales; Theaceae.